This is a messenger RNA of Triplophysa rosa, 1142 nucleotides long. Its product is annotated as myelin and lymphocyte protein-like. Gene Ontology annotation, molecular function: structural constituent of myelin sheath. NCBI's taxonomy places the organism in Eukaryota, Metazoa, Chordata, Actinopteri, Cypriniformes, Nemacheilidae. The record is from RefSeq and is a predicted model, not a curated record. The coding region runs from base 59 to 532 and encodes 157 amino acids. The transcript is spliced from 4 exons. Gene Ontology annotation, biological process: myelination. Gene Ontology annotation, cellular component: membrane.
ACGCACAUCUUCAGCACUUUUUCACACUCAUUGCACCCGUGCACACGGACUGAAGCAAAUGGCAGCCAAUACGGGACAAAUGGGCUACCUGCCGAGCGGAGGUUCUAUAUUCUGCACCAUACCAGACAUCCUCUACCUGCCAGAACUUCUCUUUGGAGGUGUGGUAUGGUGCCUUAUUGCAUCUACAUAUAUCUGGAGUCACAACCCCACCGCAUAUGUGAUUACCGUGUCACUUUUCUGUUUUGUCAUGACCUUCCUCUGGAUGAUGAUAUUUGCCUGUGGGUCACAUCGUAACAAAAGCUCUUGGGCAACUGCGGAUGUAGCAUACCAUGCUUUUGCGGCUCUUCUGUAUCUCAGUGCUUCUGUUCUUCUAGCUUAUGUAACAAUUUUACUUCGAGCGUUGACUACAUUCGAUAAUGGCUUAUUUCUUUAUUACAAGCUGGACAUAGCUGCUGUGGUGUUUUCUUUUUUCACCACUUUGCUCUAUGUCAUCCAUACAAUUUUCUCAGCCAUCAGAUGGAGAUCUUUCUAAAAGGGAUCAAGUAAUUUAUCACCUAAUCUCAUAACACUUGUUUUAGACACUGCAGUGGCCCUUUAAAGAAUGUUAUGUUUAUGUUUGCACUAGUUUAACUUGCAAACAGAUUUUAUGUUACCCUUCCUGUCAAAACUCAGCUAAAGUCAUUUUUGUGAUCUACUGUUUUCAACAUAAAAUCAUCCUACAUAAUAUACAAAUAUGGCCUUAAUAUCAUCAGUACUGACUGACUAAGGCCAUGACAAAGAUAGAAAUCAUAGUGAAGUGAAACUUUGACGUUUGUUAUCUUACACUCCAAAAAGUGCUGGGUUGUUUUGACCUAUGCUGGGUACAUAUUAGACAGAUCACACUGAUAGGUUUUAUCAGUGAUUUUAGAGUGUAUUAUAGAUUUUAUGAUUUCACUGACAGGACCCCAUAUUUAGCGUCAAUGUAUCCGCAGUUGAUCAUGUGAUAUAGUUGACUGUCCAGUCCAGUCCUCUCAUCUCAUCUCAUAUGUACAAAUUAUGUAUUCUUUUUAAAAGAAUGCACCUUUUGGGAGCAUUUCGUAUUCUUACAAGUAUAAAUUGUAUUUAAUUUUGUUUUAUCGAAUAAAAAAUAAAUUAUUACUGGU